This is a messenger RNA of Dreissena polymorpha, 2616 nucleotides long. RefSeq names its product salivary glue protein Sgs-3-like. The coding region runs from base 239 to 1456 and encodes 405 amino acids. The record is from RefSeq and is a predicted model, not a curated record. Lineage: Eukaryota; Metazoa; Mollusca; Bivalvia; Myida; Dreissenidae. The transcript is spliced from 4 exons.
UGAAGAUAAUUUUCCCCAAAAGGCUUGGUAACAAUACAAAUCUUAACGUAUGAACUGGUGAUGAAAAAAUGUUACAACACUUCCGUGUUAAUUUUAUCUUCUUUCCUUUUUUUGUUUAAUCACCUUUUAUUUGCGAGGGAAAGCGUUGUUAAGGAAAUAUCGUGCUUAAGGAAGUCUAUCAGAAGCUUUCGUCUCCAAACUCAGAUAAACAUGUGGACAAGAAGGAUUUCUGUGUGAAAUGGCAAAGAUGCGGAUCAACAAGUCUGUGCUGAUGGGUCUGGUGCUGCUUAACGCUUAUUUACCAGUAUCUGGAACAACAACAACAAAUGCGAGCAACGCCCAAACAUCAGAUUCUAUGACAACAUCUCAAAAAACCUCACAAAUCAUGAUAGCAACGACAACAAAAUCAAAUACUGCGAUGCCCACCAGAACUAUAACACCUACUUAUACUACGAUGCUUACCACAACAACGACACCUACUUAUACUACGGUGACUUCAAGAAGAACGACACCUACUUACACUACGAUGUCAACCACAACAACCACACCAACUAAUACUACGAUGUCUACCACAACUACGGCACCUAUCACAACUACACCUACGACAGCUACAUCCACGACAGCAUCACCAACAUCUACAACUAAGACGCCUACCAUAACCACCACACCUACGACAAUUACAGGUGCCACGACUACACCUACGACAAAUACACUUACGGCAAUUACAUUUACGAAAACCACACUUACAACAACUUCACACACGACAACUACAGCUAUAAAUACUACAACUACCACAAAUUCACCUACCACUACGACAACACCUACAACAACCACGACAACUACGACAACUACACCUACCACGGCUACACCCACGACUAAUUCACCUACGGCAACUGCACCUACGAAGACUACAAAUUCUAAGGCUGCACAUACGACAACUAUAUCAACGACACCUACCUCAACAACGACACUUAUCACAACUACGAAACCUACCACAACUCUGACACCCAUCACCAUUUCGGCACCAAUAAGAAAAAACACACAUAUUAUAACUACGACACAAUAUACCAAUAAGACAAUUGCAACUUUGAUACCAACUACGAAACCUACCACUACUAAAAUAUCUACCACAAUGUUGACACCCACCACAAUUACGAAAUCUACCACAACCACGAAACCUACCACAACUAUGACACCCACCACAAAUCCAAAACCUACAACAACUACAAUAUAUACCACAACUUUGACACCUACCACAAUUACAAAAGCUACCACAACUACGAAACCUACCAAAACUAUGACACAUAUAGCAACAAUUACCACUCUAAAAAUGGAUUAUUUGCAAAAUACCACAGGAACCACAAUCGUGCAAAACAAUAAUGGAGUUGCAAUGUCCGAGUUGUGUUUUUCCGCCUUGAUGGUUGCAACGACUACAAUAAUUCACUAUAUAUUGUGAGGCUUUCUUUCACACAAAGUGGAUAGCAUUGCAUCUCAAAAUAUUUCAGACGUAUGAAGGAUAUCUUUGAAAAAAAUAGCCUCAGUUUAUAACAGGUUGAGUACGCGUUGUGAUUAAAACGAAAACUUGAAUUGGCAUUUAACAUGUAUACAUUUUUUAUUAACGUGUGAACGUGUAUAUACAUAUUCUGUUUACAUAUUGUGUAUCUUAAACACUUGUAUGAUGGUUGUAUAAGGAAAAUAUGUAUUUUACUUUUGUCUAAAAAAAUAUGUUACAUUUAGAAGUUUGUUUUUCAUGAAAUACAGAUACAACAUGAUUGCAUCAUUAGUUCUAUUGUAUGUUCGACAACUGAAUUGUACAUAAAACAUACAAAUGAAGGGUUAUUGUUGACAUUCAUUUGAACCAAUAUUCUAUGUUGUAUUAAUUUUACCCUCUCUGUGUCGUAUAAUUCUGUAUGUUUCAGAAUUGUCAUAAGCAUUUGUAUUAUUUUUCAUUACUGACACACAUCAAAAUAGGUACCUUUACCAUAUACUUUAAUAUUGUAACGACAAUUUGUUUCAAUUAACGGGUAUAAUAUGUUUAAAAAGUUUUUCUCAUUCAGAUGAUUUAAAUUUAUUUUUGCUGCUAUCUGGAUAUUUCGUAUUACUAUUGGACAAUACAUAUCCAACGAUAACAUAACUGUUCAAUAAAGUUUUACAAUAAAUAUAUCUAUGACAUGUAAUUCCGUUAAUCCAUUAAUUACAGCAUUGUCAUUGAAUAGAGUCAUUCUGAUGAAUCUGUGCCAAAUAUCAGCUGCAUAUGUGUAAUAACUACCCACAAACAGAUAUAAUAAUGCACUCAACACCAACAUUUUGCAAAUUGAUAAAUUAGUUAAGUUCAUUUAUAUUUCCUUAUUGAAGUAUGUUGAAUUAUACAGUUUGUAAACCUUGUGAGUUGUUUCACUGUAAUCCACAUUGAAAUCUCUUGUUGUAAACAUGGUAUGCAUAUUAUAUUAACACUUGCAAUGAAAUCAAUAGUGUAUGUCUGAUACUGAAGGUUCGGUAUUUUUGUGUUCACGUUCACAUCGGUCUUUAAAAUUAAAGGCUAUAUCUCAUGUUUUAGUCAGGUAAUCUACAUACUAUUUACAUGGUGCAUCAAACGAAUCAGAACAGAAAUAGUAA